This is a messenger RNA of Cuscuta europaea, 1925 nucleotides long. Lineage: Eukaryota; Viridiplantae; Streptophyta; Magnoliopsida; Solanales; Convolvulaceae. The record is from the annotation of a GenBank genome assembly.
AUUAAUACUAGCUAUAAUUCUUUUACCAUACAAUCGUACGCCUUUAUCAUCGUUAUAAGCACAAAUUCAUUUUAGUGCAAGAAAUGCAAGAGGUAGAAUUGUGGAAAUGCAGAGAGAAUCUAGCACCAUCGAUUUGAUCGGAGAGGAUCUUCUUCACAACAUCCUCUCCCGUCUCCCCGCGUCUUCGUGCGCCUCCGUUGCCUGCGUUAGCCGUUUUUGGAAUCACGUUGCCACCCGCCUCCUCUCAUCCCCGAAGUUCUCGUCCGCGCUAUCUCUCAACCCUUCUCUUCAGGGUGCUGUAAAUGAGGUAGUUAACGAGGUCCUAUCGCAGCCAAUUCGUCCGCAGUUCGCUAUUGCUUCAAUUGGCCCCAGUUUUAGCUUGAAAGAUGCUCAUGCACUGAUUUCUAGAAGUCUGGGCUCCAGAACUCCAUUAGUUACUUGCAUAUCACAAGGAAUUAUUGGUAGAGAUGCACUAACCCACGAGUUUAGAGAGGUUCAAUGGGAUAUUUUUGAUGAAGACGAUGACAACGCCGGAGAUAUCAAUAUGACUCAGAAUGAGAACUUUGGAGUGUUGCUGAUUGUUGGUUUCUUUCCAGGAUUGAGAGUCAGUUUAAUCCCGUUGUUGCAGAAUAAUCAGAUAGCUAGAGGCCUUAUGCUUGAUGAAUUUGUGAUGAGUAUCAGGGAAUACACAUCUUUGGUUUCUGGUACCACAUCUCCACUAGGAAUCAUAAUGUUCUCAGACCGGGAAACAGAUAUGCGUAAUGUUGUGAUGAAGAUGGACUAUGCAUUUUCUACUGAGACAGUAAUUGUUGGUGAUGGAGGGGGGCAGAUUAUAUACCAAAUUGGUAAUGUAGUCAACACCAUGGGAAGUAAAGAUUCUGCCACUGCAACACUAGCUCUUGUAUUUGCGAAGGACAGAAACAAGCCUCCAGGUGUUGGAGAAACUCAAUUUCAUUUUUUCUUUUCCAAUGGUAUAUGUCCUUUUGAACCUACAUUCAAAGUUGCUUCCGUAAGAGAGAGACACAUUGACUAUUCCACAUGGCUAACUGCUAAGCGGUUAACGCAUCAAGAGAACUUUGAUGGUCAAACUCUCUUAGAGCAUGUCAGGCUUAAGGCCGGAGAUCUUUUUGAUCAUCAAGCUCUAUUUAUUGGAGUUACUAAAAAAAGGAAAUGCUCUGUUGGGAUGGAAAAAGUGAAAUGGAUCACAUUUCAGGAAUUUCAUGAGGUCUUGAGAGGAGACGAGGAGUACUUAUAUGUGAAUGGUCUUGGCAUAAAAAAUGAAGACGCAUUCCGUUUCUACAUGUCAGAUCCAUUUACUGCAUUAUCUUCUUACAAAAAUGUCUCGGAAGAACUUAAAUGUUUGAAACAUGCGUAUGAAGAUGACACCAGGAACCACACAAGUCAUAAGAAGACCAUUUUAUGCGGCAUUUCUUUUGCUUGUUGUGGUCGUGGUGAGCCGUUCUUCGGACGUGCUCAUGUUGAUAGCUUGCCUUUCCUGGAAAACUUCCCCGGGGUUCCCUUUGCUGGGACUUUUUGUGCUGGAGAAAUUGGUCGCAUGGAUUUAAGCUCCUCUUGCCAUGAAGAGAACUCUUCCACCACUGCACGCUGCUGUUUGCAUGUGUUUAGCACUGCCUACCUUGUCGUCUCAUACACACCGCCUGCAAACCUACAUUUGUGAAGUAUAUUUGUGUUUUUUUUUACCAAGUACUAGUCGACUGCUCAAUUAAACCUUCUCAGCAAACUGUCUUGCCGGUUUUUGGUGGCCCUUGGGUUGGGGUGCAUCCUUGUUUUACUAACUCUCCUUUUGUAUAUUUGCGUGCUUUCUUUACUAAUGGUGCCCACUGCCAAGUGUCUUUAGAUAUGAUAACAUUUCUUCUUUUUUUACAUAUCCCAAGAAUGGUGCAAUGGUGAACCAGGGAAUACCC